Ictalurus punctatus (channel catfish) is the source of this 7260-nucleotide messenger RNA. It is a transcript of the gene sppl3, whose product is annotated as signal peptide peptidase 3. Gene Ontology annotation, biological process: membrane protein proteolysis. Bases 446 to 1594 code for a protein of 382 amino acids. The transcript has 10 exons. NCBI's taxonomy places the organism in Eukaryota, Metazoa, Chordata, Actinopteri, Siluriformes, Ictaluridae. Gene Ontology annotation, molecular function: aspartic endopeptidase activity, intramembrane cleaving. Gene Ontology annotation, cellular component: lumenal side of endoplasmic reticulum membrane; cytoplasmic side of endoplasmic reticulum membrane; Golgi-associated vesicle membrane. The record is from RefSeq and is a predicted model, not a curated record.
UCUGUGCGCGUUCUCGAUGAUCUUGCCAUACAAAACAAAGCUCUCUGCGCCGCUUUCAUUCGGGUUUUUUUUUGUAACAGACCACAGGCUGGAUUCGCAUGCAGACGGAGAAGAAAAUCCUCCCGGGGGAGGAAAAUGGAUUUACAGAUAGUCUAAUAAGCUUUUGAUACCUGGAUCAGGGUAGUAAAAAAAAUAAUACAAAUACAACAACACGCCAGGAGGUCGUUGUUUUGAUCAAAUACCGCUUUGAGCGCUUUGUCUUUGGCCAUUUACUGCUGCGAGCCAGCGUCUGGUGGGAAAUAAGCGAUCGCCAUGUUGUUACCAAAAGGGCUUCACUAAAGAAGGUGGACAUUGAAAGUGUGGAGGGAAUAAAAUCCUUUUAUUUCCCUCUCUCUCGCUCUCCAUCGCGGUCUCGCCGUUCUGCUGACUGUUUGUCCUCGGCGACAUGGCGGAGCAAAGCUACUCUUGGGCGUACUCCCUUGUCGACUCCAGCCAGGUGUCCACCUUCCUCAUUUCGAUUCUCCUCAUUGUCUACGGCAGCUUCAGGUCGUUAAACAUGGACUGUGAGAACCAAGACAAGGACAAGGAUGGAAAUCCCACAGCUGCCAGCUCUUUCAACAACACCAACUCCAACAACAGUAUUCAGACCAUCGACUCUACACAGGCUCUGUUCCUCCCAAUCGGAGCAUCUGUCUCGCUCUUAGUCAUGUUCUUCUUCUUCGAUUCGGUCCAGGUGGUUUUCACCAUCUGCACUGCAGUUCUGGCUACUAUAGCGUUUGCGUUCCUGCUGUUGCCGAUGUGCCAGUAUCUGACGCGACCCUGCUCCCCACAGAACAAGAUUUCAUUUGGCUGCUGUGGCCGCUUCACGUUAGCUGAGUUGCUCUCCUUCUCCCUCUCGGUCAUGCUCGUCCUCAUCUGGGUGCUCACAGGACACUGGCUCCUCAUGGACGCACUGGCGAUGGGUCUGUGUGUGGCGAUGAUCGCCUUCGUGAGAUUACCCAGUCUGAAGGUGUCCUGCCUGCUCCUGUCUGGUCUGCUCAUAUACGAUGUGUUCUGGGUCUUCUUCUCGGCUUACAUCUUCAACAGUAACGUGAUGGUGAAGGUAGCCACGCAGCCGGCCGAUAACCCGCUGGACGUUAUCUCCCGUAAGCUGCACCUGGGCCCCAGCAUGGGCCGCGACGUGCCCCGCCUCUCGCUCCCAGGCAAGCUGGUGUUCCCGAGCUCCACGGGCAGCCAUUUCUCCAUGCUGGGCAUCGGCGACAUCGUCAUGCCCGGACUGCUGCUGUGCUUCGUGCUGCGAUACGACAAUUACAAAAAGCAGGCGAGCGGCGAGGCAUCGAGCCCCGCCAACAUGUCCGGGCGCAUGCAGCGCGUCUCCUACUUCCACUGCACUCUCAUCGGCUACUUCGUGGGUCUGCUGACUGCGACCGUGGCGUCUCGGAUUCACCGUGCGGCUCAGCCCGCUCUGCUCUACCUGGUUCCCUUCACCCUGCUGCCUCUGCUCACCAUGGCCUACCUGAAGGGAGAUCUGCGGCGCAUGUGGUCCGAGCCUUUCCACACCAAGUCCAGCAGCUCCCGGUUCAUGGAAGUAUGAUGGCCAUGAGCAAGAUGGACAGCAUUCAACUCGACUCAUCCCCAACACACACAUGGAGAGGGAGAGCAGGAGCACGCGAGAGGGGGAGUCGCACUCGUCUUCUCACCUCCGUAUUCGUCGAUCAGAUGGAGAGCAGCUUGACUUCACUGCCAGAUGGAUUCUGCUCAGCACAUUCACUCACCUUCUCUUUUUUACCUCUUCUGUUUCUUUACCUCUCUAUCUGUCUCUCUCUCUCUCUCUCUCUCUCUCUCUCUCUGUGUGUGUGUGUGUGUCUCUCUCUCUCUUUGUCUCUGUCUCUCUCUCUCUCUGUGUGUCUGUCUCUCUCUCUCUCUCUGUGUCUCUGUGUGAGUGUCUCUCUCUCUCUCUCUCUCUCUCUCUCUCUCUCUCUCUCUCUCUCUCUCCUAUAUCUCCCCCAUUGGUCCCUGUUGGACUGAGAGACCACUCCUUACUAGACUCGUCUUUACGGGACACAACCCGUGCUCGUUGAGCUCCACAUGAAUUUUUUUUUUUUUUUUUUUUUUUUAAAUAAUCGGCGUCAUUAUGGAUUUGCAGACAGGUGGUGGUUUUUUUUUUUUUUGUUUUUUUUUUGGAACCAUGGAUCAGACUGAGACAGUCUCAGCUUAGGAUAGUGAUGACCCUGAGGGGACCAACACACACGCACACACUUAUACAUGCACACACACUCAUAUACACACACAUACACACACAUACACAAGGCCACAGACGCUUCCCUGCUUCUCUCUCUCUCUCUCUCUCUCUCUCUCUCUCUCUCUCUCUCUCUUUCUCUCUCUUAUAAGCCCCUCCCCUUUCCCCUUAACAAAUACGUGUAUUUUAUUUAGAAAGAUUUUAUUCUUGGCAUAUACAGAAACGACGCGUUAUGAAACGGAGUGUGCCCUUUACCGUCGGGAAGGCCACGCCCCCUCUAUGUAUAUAAAUGUGUGUACACAUGUAUUAGGGUUAUCAUGUCGGGGUGCAAGUGUGUGUGUGUCUGUGUGAUCAAAUACGAAGUGUGUGUGUGCGAGUGAGGUUUUUUUUGUGCUUUUCCCUUUGUUGCUUUUUCGGUGGAUUUGCUGUCAGGGGUUGAUGGGAAAUGCCCCCCCCCCCUUUAAAAAAGACUCUAAAAGUCGCACCAUAUACACUUUUUAUGGCCGUGUUCCCUCGUUUAAAGGGGUAGUUUGGUGAAACGUGGUCGAUCUCUCGCUCCGUGGACGUGUUACCCGAGGCCUGACGUUCGCACGGUUUUUGUUGUGUUUCAGCGUGUCCUGGUCUGCGUUAGACCUCAGCGCUGAUGAAUUCACCCGUAAAAUCUCGACGAGCGAUUAAUACGUCAGCAGGUCCAGUUUCAACACAACAGGGCGAACAGCAUUAAUGCACUCGUUUGAACACGUUAUCGUUUCUAUAGUAACCGCUCCUUCACUUGUAUUCACGUGUAAUCUAUGGAUGCACUCUGUAGUCCAUUCGAAUCGAACCCUGGUGGUGUGUUUUGUUUUGUUUUUUUUGUUGUUUUUUUGUUUUUUGUUUUUUUUUUGUCCCGUCCCGUUCUCUCCCCCCCACCCCCACCUUUCUUCUUCUUCUUUAGUCCGCUUCCUAGACCAUCUCGGCGAUCAUCUCGACGAGGCCCGUCUCUAGGGCGCUUACGGAAACGCUAGGCGAUGCCGUCUGGAGAUGUUUCGACUGAACCUAAAGAGAAAAGAAACCCUGGAGGCGAUACACAAACCGUUUAAUAGAAUCAUUUCCUAACAGAUCGCGUGCGCGUCGGUGUCCGGCGUGCUCAGAUCGAUGUUUUUGUGAAUUCUCCCCGCACCGCACGCUCAAGUUCUUCCGCGUUUCUCGUCACCGUGAUUCUGACCGGUUACAGAAACGUACACCUUUUCUUAUUUUUGCAUACACUACGCUGCCGUUGCUGGUUCACUUAAUUGCGUGCGAACAAACUAAAUAAAACAUCAGUAUCGCAUUUCGUGCCGAUUUUGAAUUCAGUAAACGGACUAAUAGCUGUGAAAGCAAGUCUAAAUAGAUUAUUUUUUUUUUUUUUUUUCCCCCCCAACCAAAACAUUAUUAUUUAAUAAAUAAAAGCGCAUACUUAUUGUUGACACGUUUUCUGUAUACCACCCCUUGUAAAAAUGUUGGAAUCAACACCACACUUAGAGGAUGUUCACCGAGAUUUUGUUUACUUCUGGGCAAAUAAACAAAUCACAGAUAUGACGCACAAGCAUUUUUAUUUUAAUAGCUGGACCAUCUGGCUUCGUAAAACGUACCCCGGACGAAUUGAAUGAAUUUAUUUAUUUUUUCUAAAUCAAGUAGAGGAAAAACAGUUGUGGAAAUCAGCUUAUAAUUUGCAUUUCUCAAGCUAAUACCAGCACUAAAGUCUUAAAAAUGUCAUGUCUGUAUUAGAUUUUAAAUCUAAAAAUUAUGGAAUCAACAACAGAACACGAUUAGUACUCGGUUGCUCUUCCUCUGGCUUUUUUUCUCCUUCUUCUUUCUUUGUGGCAUGGACUUCACCAGUGAAAACAAUAUUCUCCAUCAAGCUGGUUCCAGCUUUCUAGAAUAGCGUUUGACUGAUCAGCUUGGUCAUAGACUUAUUAUUAUUAUUAUUAUUAUUAUUAUUAUUAUUAUUAUUGUACCAUACAUUUUAAAUGGGAUUGAGAUCUGGACUGUUUGUCAUCGAGUCCUUAUCGCCACCAAACCUAGUUUCUAUCGAUGGAAUGAGAAAAGUGUCCCAAAUUUCAUCGUACCCCUGUGUGUUGACUGCCGAGGUCUGCCCCUGGUCCUUUACCUGACGUGGAACUCCAGAUCAUAACCGAGUGUGGAAAUUUCCUUCUUCUUCUUCAGGCAGUCGACUUUAUUAUACGUUUCAAGACUCCGUUUUAACUGCAGACUCAUUUGCGUUUUUAGACUUCAGUGCUGGUAUUAGUUUUAGAAAUGCAAAUUUAUAAGGUGAUUUCCAUAAUUGUUUUUCCCUCUACUUGAUCGGGGGGGGAUAAAAUGCCAUUUAAUGAAAAUAAUUUCAUUAAACUUGUUUGAAUUCUGUUUUACCGAAGCCAGAAUGUUCAACAAUUAAACAAAACAAAACAAAAAAAGUUUUGCGUCAUAUCUGUGGCUUGUUUAUUUGCUACGAAGUUGGGUUUUUUUGUUCGUUUGUUUUUUUAACAUCCUCGUAGUGUGCCGAUUCGUCAUUUUUGCCAGUGGCACUAGAGAUGUCUGUGUGACGUUUAUGAAAGGAGUCUCCAGUGUCGGCGCUUCGUAACGAUCAGUAAGUCUUCAAGACCGAGGACUUUUGUGCGUUCGGGUUUCUCUUUUAAGAUUACAAGCGGCUUUAUUUUUUUUUCUUUCUUUCUUUCUUUCUUUCUUUGUUGUUUUGUCUCAUUAACUUGGAAAGUGAAGCUGGUUUAGGGAAUGGAUGUUUAUAGCUGCUAUAACGUGAGAGAACGGGAACGACCGUUUCUUGUAGAUGUUCUGUAACAUCUGCGAGUAUAAACGGUUCGGAAAGGAUGACGUGCUGAUCAUUUAACAGAUCCCACCACCCAGGGUGGAUUAUUUUCCGGUCACAGUACGGCCCUGUGUGGCGUUCGUUACUUCUAAUACGACGCUACACCGGAUUCAUGGUUUCAGAAGUAACUUCACCAAACUAUUCCUUUAAGCUGCAGGAGGGACUGGAGGGUGGCACGGCUUCAAGAGGGGCUUCAGAACGCUGUGUGUGUGUGUGUGUGUGUGUGUGACUGAACUGAAUGUAUGAUUACCUCUGUUUAGUCUGGUUCAGAAUGGUGCUCUUACAGUCGACGGGCUCGGCGCUGAUUACGGUUGUCAUUAAGAAGGAAUAAGAACCCAAGAUAAUAAUAAUUUGCGUGUUAAGGAUCAGAACAUGUUGGAAAAGUGAGAACUGGUUCAUAACCUGGUGACUUGUGUUCUAACUUACAUUCUCCUUUUAUUUUAGUAUUUUCCUGACAGUUAUUCGUUCAGCCCAUGGGACUGGAAUUGUGUGCAUGUGUGUGAGUGAGAGUGGUGUGUAUGUGCAGUUUGUCUGUUGAGGUCUUCUUGAGUUUCCCUCCUUUUUUUUCUUUUUCUUUUUUUUUUUUCUUCCCCCUCUUCUUCCCUAUUUGUUACCUAUUUCAUUAUUUCUAAAUCUGUGAGUUGUCUGGCCUCGCAUGUGAAGUGUACAGUGUGUCGUCGUUCAGGAAGCCCACGGCAGCACUGCGACACUCGCGCACACGCAGGGUUUCAACGAACGAAAGUACGAUUGCACAACAACAUAAACACAAGCGCUCGAGCUGCAGAGAUCCUCGGAGGGUUCGGACGCCUCGGGGCCCUUUAUCUCUGACCGGGACCUCGUAUACGCCAGGCAGAUUAUUUUCCUGACCAUGGCACAUCUGGAGCACCACAAGACGUCUGCUUACCCACAAUCCCUUUCCUGAUCCGCUGUCAGUCCCCCUUAUGGACUUGAAGCUCUGAAGUCAUUGAAGGAACAAUGAACAUUUUCAAAUGUUUUUUUUUUUUUCUUUAUUUUAUUUUUUUGUUUUGGUUUAUCCCCUUAUUUGUAUUUUUCUGAGUGUUUUAUUUUAUACUUCACCUCACCCCCCUCCAUCCCUCUUCACUCCCUGCCAGCAGAGGGCGCUGGGCUCCGUUGGCACAUUUGCGUUACAGCCAAAAGGAUUCUGUAUAAAAGUGGAUUUAAAAAAAAAUAAAUAAAUUAAGAACUGUGUAGUGACAUGGAUCCUGACGCGCUGUACCUAAACGUUUUCAUCUCCUUUAACCUGCUCCCCUUCAUCCGGUCAGGAUUCUGCUGUAAAUAAACGUGACUCUAACUGUAGCGCCUCCUUCCUGUCUCACUCUCUGUUUAAUGCCUGCACAAAAACACAGACCAAGCAAGUUUUUAAUGGUUUAAAUUACAACUUAGGAAAUGGUUCAAUCAUGACUUCCUGUUUCACAGGGGUGUAAAUAUGAGGGCAGACAUAGGCCAAAUUCCCUUAGUCAUCCAUAACAAUAGGUAAGAUCAAGGAAUAUAGCUGUGAUGUGCGGCAAAAGGUUGUUGAUCUUCACAAAAUGGGGCGUGGCUAUAAGAAAAUAGCACAAGCAUCGAAAACGCCCAUUUCCGCCAUCAGGGCAAUAAUUAAGAAGUUCCAGUCGACUGGAAAUGUUAUGAAUCGACCUGGAAUUGGACGCGUGUCUAUAUCGCCUCAACACACUGUGAAGAGGACGGUUCGAGUGGACAAAAAAUCUCCAAGGAUCACAGCUGGAGAACUGCAGAGGUUAGAUGUGUCUUGGGGUCAGAAAGUCCCCACUAGGAAUGGCCAUCCCCGUCCCCUGACUUGAACCCCAUAGAAAACCUGUGGAGUGAACUGAAGAGGAGAGUCCACCAGCAUGGACCUCGAAAGCUGAAGGAUCUGGAGAGAUUCUCCAACCUCAUCAGGCAUUAUAGGAGAAAAUUCAGAGCUGUUGUCUUAGCAAAGGGAGGCAGCGCAAAGUAUUGACUAAAAGCGUGCCAAUAAUUGUUGCACAGAUAUAUUUAACAAAGUUGGGUUGCUUUUUUGUUUUGUUUUGUUUUGUUUUUUUAAUAAACCUGUGUUCUGUUUGCAACUGUUUGAUGUCCAUGAGAGCAGAGUAUUUUUGUGGUGUUGUUUUUUUUUUUAACAAAAGAUCAAAAGGUUAAACAAUAAAGACCAUUUUUCACA